GACGUAUGUGGUCUUCCGCCGCUUUCAAGGGCAUCAGAAACUUACAUACUUAGCAGCUGCUUUUACACGUGCACCUAAGAAGACCGAUAAAAGCUGAAGACUGAAGAAAGAGACUCGGGUGAAAAUGGACGGGUUCGGUUCAGACUUUUCUGCGGGUGGAUCAGGAGGUAAAAUGGAUACUGGCACGAUUAUGGAGCAGGUUAAGGUCCAGAUAGCUGUGGCUAACGCUCAGGAGCUUCUACAGAGAAUGACCGAUAAAUGCUUCAAGAAGUGUAUAGGUAAACCUGGGAGCACACUGGACAACUCUGAGCAGAAAUGUAUUGCCAUGUGUAUGGACCGGUAUAUGGAUUCCUGGAACAUCGUGUCCCGAACAUACAACUCCAGAUUACAGAAAGAAAGGGCUCGCAUGUGAACACCCCACCCCCCUUUGUCAGCCUUCCUCAGGCUGAUGCUUACAGUGCGGAGGAGCGCGGUGUACCACUGGAGAACUAGCAGCUGUGUGACCGGUGUGACGGUGCAGCACAUCAUCAUCUGUCUACUGUCACAACACUUCACAGACAGACAGGCCUGCAGAGCCUGUGGACCACAGCCAUAACAAUCUCCUUCAGAUAUUUUUCCUUUAUUCUCAUGGACAGGAUUUUUUUUUUUUUUAGUUAAGGAUGAUUCUUCUUCUGGUAAACGAGUAAACAUGCAUUGUUAAAUGAAAUUUGCAGUUUGGACAUGUAGGUGUCUAAACUGAACUUUUCAAAUUCUUUAAAUGUGUUCGGCUCUCACUUAUCAUUUUGCCAGGGUUGUAAACGUAUGUCUUGUGCAGUGCAUCUGGGAUAUGUGUCAGUCCCCUGUAUAGAUGAAGCAGUUGAGAAAAUAUAUGUAGCGUAGUAUUGUAAUGUGCUUUGACUACAGUGUUGCUAAAGCAGACACCUUUUAUCUCUCUGCCUUGCUAAGGUCGCUUGUUUCUUUUUUAUAAGAAUGUGCAUAUUAAGAACACAAUAACGGUACCAUUCAUUUUAAAAAGGAAUGAAGAUACUCAGUCACUGCACUUGCUUUCUAAAACUGUCAUCACUAUGCUCAUGUUUGAAGCCCUUUCUUUUCAUUGUGUGUAUGAUCAGAGGGGGGCUAAAUAUUUGUGCUUAUUAGGUAAGCAGCGCGAUGUGAGCCAUUAAGAGACAAAGCAGACUUUUCUAAACACGUUUCACGGCCUACUUAAAAUCAUUGGGAAGACUUGAGCAGAAACCCUUGUGUUUUCACAACUUGACAUUAACAGGCCUACCAACAGGCCUAUAUCAGAGUACACCUGGAGAACAGAAAUGUUUUGUCUGACCUGUUUUCUGCUUGUUACUCUAUCUGCUGCCCUCCACAGUAGUGGGCUUGUUUCAGCAGAGUCUGCUUGCUGUACAGGGGGGGGGGGACUGAACCUUUCUCAGCUUUGUGUGCACCGUUUGUCAGAUAUCUGGUAACCCCCUCGGAGUAGGGAAGUAAGAGCCAGACAACUCUUUAACAUUAUCUCCAGUGUGAUUGUGAGCAUAUUUUCAUGAAUAAUCAAUAAAACUUGUCAAUCAGA
Messenger RNA from Labrus mixtus (cuckoo wrasse), 1561 nucleotides. It is a transcript of the gene timm13, whose product is annotated as translocase of inner mitochondrial membrane 13 homolog (yeast). Lineage: Eukaryota; Metazoa; Chordata; Actinopteri; Labriformes; Labridae. The record is from RefSeq and is a predicted model, not a curated record. The transcript is spliced from 3 exons. Bases 125 to 412 code for a protein of 95 amino acids.